UGUAGUUUAUAGCCUUUGCCCGUUUCUUCUCCUAACAGCAUGGCUGAUCAAUCAAACUUUAUCUCAGAUUUCAGGUGAACAUUUCAGCCUUGCCCUGUCUGUUCUUCACACUCAGAAACCAUGUUCACAACCACGGGCUCUCGGGGAUUAUACAAGGUUCCCCUGUCCAAAGGCUUACUGCUGGUUCUCAGUGGGUUAACGGUCAUGCUGACGUUGCUGCCUCAGUACCAGGGACUUUUCACCUACAACCUACAGGCCAUCACCACCCAGCAGCAGGUGUGGAGGUGGGCCUGCGGCCGGCUGGUCUGUCUGGAUCUGAAGGACACCCUCUGCAGCAGCUUGCUCAUCUACAACUUCCGCAUCUUUGAGAGGCGAUUCGGCACCAGGAAGUUUGCUUCCUUCCUCUGGGGAACCUGGCUCCUGUCUGCACUGACUGACUUCCUGCUGGCCCAGGCGGUGUAUUUCCUGUUUGACCACGAGGUGGAAGAGCUCCCGACAGGACUGCUGUCCCCCAUCUUCUCCCUGUUCGUCCCAUUCUACCUCUCCAUCCCCAGGGUUCCUGUCACUCAGGUCUUGGGAUACUUUUCAAUCACCAACAAGACUCUGGUCUACAUCGUGGGACUGCAGCUUCUCACCUCCCAUCCCUUCAUGUGGCUCAUCACACUCAGUGGAUUGAUCUCAGGCGGCCUGUACUACGGCAAUGUCCUCUGGCUGCAGCGCGUCUUCUUCGUCCCCGUCUGGCUGGCCAAAAUGGGUCGCUGUGUCCUCGAGCCUCUCUUCUCUGGCCCUGAGCCCACCAGCGAGAGCCCCCUGGGGAUGGGCGCCACGCUGGACAUCCAGAGGCAGCAGAGGAUGGACCUGCUGGAUCAGCAGCUGCUGCUGGCCGAGUACAACCAGGCCAGACGCAGCCCUCGGCCGCAGCCCCAGGCUGGCAUGUUGGACUGGAGACGCUUCUUCCCCUCGCUAAGACGCAGGGGCCCCAUCCGGGCCCCAGCCCAGCAGGCCCCCCCGGAGCAGACCCAGCCCUCCCCCCAGCCCCACCCCUCUCCCCUGGACGACUCCCCUGCAGCGGAGGAGCAGGUUGCCAGGUUGGUGGAAAUGGGCUUCUCGCGGAUCGACGCCCUGGAGGCACUCAUGGCUUCCAACAAUGACAUCAACAUGGCAACCAACUACCUCCUGCAACACUGAGCGAUCAGUGGGAGCACCAGAGACGGAGGAGGUCAGGGGGGUUGGGAGCAGAGGAGGUGGGGGACUGCUGGGGAGAGCCAGUGCAGGAGGAGAUGGGCUAGGGGCCCACCCGGUCGGCUCCCCCCGACUAGGUUAGACAUCGUGGCCGGGGUCAGCUUGUGCUGGAACCUAGUGAGUGAAAAGCUGUCGCGUCCAGAGUCCACAGACUGUGCUGUGCUUGUUUUAAGGAGGUGUCGCAGCCUGGAGCCUAUGGCCUCAUAGCCAUGAACAUGUGGGUACUUGACCCUACGGAUGUUUCCAAUCGUACUUUCAAGGUCAUGUAAGGUGUAUCACAGUUUGGGAUGAAGGCAUAUUGGAAGACCAUCAACCAAGCAUUAACUGAAAUAACAAUUAGUGACCCCCGUACCGUAUACAAUACUAUUAAUAAUGGACUGUUGGUUGCUACGCUUGCAGUCCUAAAACCAAUAUGAUCCUGAACAUAGCCAAGCUAGGACUUGGAUGAUCGGAACGAAAGACGACCAAUGACGUCGCCACAGCAACUGUCUAAAACAGGUACGGGCAGCAGCAUAGCGCUUCCGCUGACAUCCUCUUGACAUGAGGGAUACACGUCAAACUCGCUCUACAAGUCACGCUCGUAAUCAGAUAUUCCGACAACUUAAUGUCUUCAUCACAAAAGUGGGCCACGGCUAAUCAGAAAAUAACCUGAGCUAUAUUUGUGUAUUUAUUUUGUCGUAUGACGGCAAGACGUGUGGGAGCAGGUGGAGGCAGGGGGCUGCAUUGGGUACGGGCCCGGGGUGUCCGGGUUUGAACCCCUGGGUUCAAACCUGCUGGAUGUGGGUGUCUCUAGAGCUGUCACAUGAACAGUGUUUCAUUGGCUGACCCUCCCUCCCAACUUACCCACAUGUGACUCGGAAGCUGGAUUCUCAUUGGCUGAGACAUUGACGUUGUGUAUCCAUGAGCUCCUAUCAACGUAUGUGUAACAAAGCUUCUUCUGUGUAACGUCAGGCUGUAGGAGCACGAUCUCAGGGUUUGUGUAGCGUGUGUACUUCAUGUUUGAUCC
Molecule: messenger RNA, 2248 nt
Organism: Gadus chalcogrammus (walleye pollock)
Lineage: Eukaryota; Metazoa; Chordata; Actinopteri; Gadiformes; Gadidae
Gene: ubac2
Product: UBA domain containing 2
Exons: 10
Coding region: 121-1188 (355 amino acids)
Molecular function (GO): serine-type endopeptidase activity; protein binding
Source: RefSeq, a predicted model, not a curated record